AGUUCACCACGGCUAUCAACUGUGUCUUUGGUGAGAAUGAAGAAUAAGCAUAUAAACGAAAAACAGCACGCCGACAACAAUGGGGUGGGUUAUCGCACCCAAACAUCUAAGCUGUUGAUUCGCGUAUUUAAAAAAUGUGAGUACUUUACGACUGCCAUCUCUGUACAUUCACGUCUUAAAACGACACUUUAACAGCCGAUUUGGGCAUUUAAGCUAUCCGAACGCCAAAUACAACUUUUCAAACUAGAACUGAGCCCCUCCCUUCGUUUACGGUUAACAGGGACUCCACCUGGGCGCCUCAACCUCCUUCCCUUUCGGAGUUCCCGACGUGUGAGGCUCGAGGUUUCGUAUUUAAGCCACCGCCGCCAACGACUACCAAACACGUUCAUUUCCGGUUUUGUCAGAAACCCGAGGGUACGGAGACAAGCAGUCGCCACCUCAGCACCACACAAAGACCCUAAAUUAAAGCGCCGGGGCGCCCCCCACCUUCCUCUUAUGGCCAUCGGCGACCCCCUUCUUCUUCUUCUUCUUCUUCUCUUCUGUGGCUGCUCGCCUGCCCUCCCCCCACUCGCGUCUCAAAGCGCAGUGCAUUGUGGGGGAAGUCGUUGCCAUUCGACCUCUGCGGGGCCUGCGCGGACGCCGAGAGGAGAGCCCUGAAGUCGAUUAUGCGUUUUAAAUUUUUAUUUAUUUCCGCAUAAUCUACGGAGAAGCACCGGGAGGAGAAGGGGAGAGGAGUCGUGUCGAGGUGUAGCGAUUCCGUUUGGGAGCGUAGUUAUUUAUUAAGCGGUGGGGGGGUGUAUAUAGAGAUCGUUCUGCAUUGUAAUUUAUUAAGAAAUGUCCGGAGAAAGAAACCGCAGGUCGCUGGCUUUCCGAGGCGGUGGAUUAGCCGUGUCCAGCGCUGGAGGUGUCGGUGGCGGCAGCAGCGGCGGGAGCGGCAGCGGAGAGGCCCGGGCCUGGCAGGAGAGACACAUAAACGGCAGCAGGCCCGAGCAGGACGAGGAAAGGGAACUGGAGGAAAAGGCGACGGCCCUUGGGGGAGUAGAGGACGGGGGGUCGAUCAGCGACAGUACGGGGCCUGACGGGGAGGAGGAAGAAGACGCGGAAGGGGGAAGCUGGGUCACCGGGAACGGACUGGAUGUCGGGGUAGUCAAAGUCGGCGGAGAAGGUGGCGAAGACGACCAAGGAAGCACUUGGGGUGUAGGCAACGGCCUGGAAGAUGGGGAAGCGAUCGGAGGUGCCGGCGGCGGUGGUAGUGGCGAAGGCGGUGGCAAUCUUUCCGAAGACGACCGACGGGAAGGGACUAGUGGGGUGGACGGUGAGGAAACGGGGGUCCGAAAGCUAGGCGUAGAGAUGAGACCGCAGACCCUUCUCCAGAAGCAUUGUCUGUUCCAGGGUUCUUGGCUCCAGGAAUUCCCUUGGUUAAAUUUUUGUCAGGAGACCGGACUGAUGUCCUGCACUUGGUGCCACGGCAUUGGAAACAAUUAUAACGAUGAGUUGGCCAAAGGAAGCCGGAAUUACAAAAGGGCCCUGCUCCUGCGACAUCACUUAUCUGCCGAGCACAGGAAGAGCGACCCUAUGAAACAGGAUUCUGAAAGACUAGGGGAAUCAGUUGGCGAAGAAUUUGAGGAUUACAGAACCAAGCCAAAUGAAAAUUCUUAUUGCUACCAACUACUUCAGGAACUGAAUGAACAGAGGAAAAAGGGUAUUCUUUGUGAUGUUAACAUUGUUGUCAGUGGGCAAGUGUUUAGAGCUCACAAAAACAUCCUGGUUGCAGGCAGCCGCUUCUUUAAAACACUCUAUUGCUUAACAAAAAAUGAGAGCUGUGACCAAACCACGAUCACCCACUUAGAUGUUGCUGCUGUUCAGGGCUUUUCGGUUAUCUUAGACUUUCUGUAUUCUGGCAAUCUUCUUCUCACAAGCCAAAAUGCCAUUGAGGUGAUGUCCGUAGCCAGCUACCUCCAAAUGACUGAAGUUGUCCAAUCUUGCCGCGCUUUCAUUAAGGAUGCUUUGAAUAUCAGUACCAAGUCUGAAGCUCCUGAUUCUGUAGUAGUGGAUUAUAACCGACGGAGAGCAAUCAACAAAGAUUCAAAAGGAUCAGAAAAGAAACCUACCAAUUUUUGGGCAACAAGCAUACUCUCCAAAUUGUCCAUCAAAGCAAGCAGCCAUGUCAAGGAGGAGCCAAGUGACAUAGAAGGAUCCCUUAAUGAAAAUUAUCAGCUCAGUAAUUCUGGAUGGGGAUAUGACAACUCUUCAGAGUCCACAGAGAAUGAACCUCAAGGGCAUGGGACAGUAUUCGUCUGGAAUGAAACGGCCACCCAACAACUGAAGAAUAUCAAGCAAGAGCCUGGCAGUGGCAGGAGGAAAAAUCAGACAACCAGGCGGUUUGUGUAUAAUAUCCCACCAGAACCAGAGGAAGGUUUUGAGGAAGGCAUGCUUGUACAACCAUCUGCGUCGUACUCCAAAGAUGACCUACAGUUCUUUUCAGAGAAUGCAGAGUUAGCAAACCAGAUCCAGUACAGCUUGUUGCAAGAAACACAACCUAGGGAACCAUGGGAAAAUGCUAUUACAGAACCUCGUCAGGCUGGAAGAAAUACUUUUACAGGUGAAUCAACGGCAUCUGCUGUGAACAAGCUGAAAUGUCCCCAUUGUAACUACAUCGCCAAACACAGACGAACACUAAAGAGGCAUUUGAUCAUACAUUCAGGGGUGCGUUCAUUCAGCUGCGACAUUUGUGGAAAACUUUUCACAAGAAGAGAGCACGUGAAGAGACAUUCCCUGGUGCACAAGAAGGACAAGAAAUACAAGUGUAUGGUCUGCAAGAAAAUCUUCAUGCUAGCUGCUAGUGUGGGAAUUCGACAUGGUUCUCGUCGUUACGGUGUAUGUGUAGACUGCGCAGACUCCCAUCAAGGCUCACAGGAAGGUUUGGAUCAAAUGCAGGACAUUGAGUACUCCAGGGAAGAGGACUAUGAGGAAAACGAAGGGGCCGAAGUGGAAGAGGAGCUUGGGGAUGAAAAUGAAGAGCAGAAUGAAAACGAACAGUCGAACUGGGAGGAGGCCGAUGCCAGUGACAUGUGUGUCACUUUAGAUGACGACUAGCUAGCGAGUGACCCAAACAAUCAAAACUCCAAAGUGCUAUCAAUAAUUGUGUUUAAUGUACCAGGCAAAUUUUGGAAGAUAAAGUGGGAGGUCGACCUCUGAACAAAGGGCCUCUACGGUAGAUGUACAGAAUUAGGUUUUGGACACUGGAACAAUGGGCCCGUAGUCAUGUGAGCGAGCGAUUGAGCGAGAGAGGGAGGAGCGAUUUUCUUAAAUCAAGAUUUUAGUGAUGUAAUUUUUCAAUUUGGGUCUGUACAGCGUUUUAAUUCAUAAUAUGCCAAUCAUCUUAAAAAGAAAUUUUGUUUUAUUUAAUUUAUGAAAUACUGAUAUAAUGGUCUUAUUAAACAAUAUAAUUUUUUUCUUUAAUGUUUUAUGUUUGUUAUCUUUGUUUUCUUCUAAAAGGAAAAAAAAUUCCACUGUUACCUGCCACAGUUAAACAUAAUAUACAAAAAAAUAAAAAUUGCUGCGAGUCACAGCACCACUGCUUCUAUGGUUAAUAGCACCCAUAUAGCUCAUGGGACAUUUUCCAUUUUUGGGGGGUGGGCACAUAUAUAUAUAUUUCUUUAAAAAAGGAGUAUUGUAAGAUUUAUCUUUUUCCAGUUAUUCACUCAGUUUCCUUGGCUAUUCAGAUGUUUCGACUUGUACUUAGUCGGACACGAAAAGCUCCCAGCCCAUAGAGCAGAAUAUUUGUUUCUUUUUCGGCAAAUUUUUUUUUUUUUUUUCAAGCCAAGUAAUCAGUUACAAGAUACCCCGCUAUGACCUCUGUUUUAUUGUUGCAAAGAUCCUUUAAAUAAUCCUUAAAGGUCAAAUCAAGAAUUUGUUAAAUCUCCCUUUUAUCAGACCAAAAUUAGAUUGAUCACAACUGAUUAAAUAACUGGAAGACUAUAGUAGAAAAUGUGCAUUUAUAGAUGGAUAUAUUCUGGUCUAUUUAUAUUUUAAAGACAUGAGCAUCUUUUAAUAUAAAUUAUUAUGCAUUAAUCUUUACCCAAAAUGUGUCUAUAGCUUUACAGUUCUUUGAUUUGUUUGUUAUAUUUAUAUAGACGGUUGAACCUGUGCCAUGUGGAGUUAAUCUAUUAAAAUAAAGAAUGUCCUUUUAGAGUUCUCCCUUUCGAAAUGAAUAUGUGAUGCAGCAGGACUUUAAUACAGGAGACCUGCGGCAAAAGAGAAACACAUUUAUGUGCUUAACAUUUCAACUUUUUAAAUUCAUGAUCGAGUCUAAAUAUUUGACAAACGUAAUUAUUCCGUAAUUGGCAGAUGACGUUUUAUUGUCACUGGUUUAGUUCCUUAUAGAUCUAACUUUAAUAUUGACACAUCUGGCUGAAGUAGCGAAUUUCAGGGCAUCAUCCUAAAUACAAUAGAAAUGAGGUAGGAGUUGUUCUGUCACUGCAAGGCACCAAAGAGCACAAAGGUAAUUGUUGUGAAAUGUCCAACUGAAUCACUGUAGCAAAAACUCUGUUAGUGCUGCUUGUGUGGGUUCUUAGUAGGCAUAUCUGCAGGGCUCCCUCAAAUGUCAUUCAGUCUGUCGUCGCAAUGACCACCUGAAGGGCUGUUAAAAUGUGUUUAGUCAAAUGUCUGCAAGUAAUUGAAUUUCACGUGAGAGUUGGAAUGUUGCUGCAUUCACAUGCUAUUGGGACUAUUUGGAGCUCUGAUUUGUGACGUUCUGUGUGUUCACGUGAAUUUUCGGUUGAACUAUUCAGACAAACACAAGGGUUUUUUUUUCUUCCAAGCUAAGUAACAAAUUAACAAAUUAUUUUUUGAAUAUGGUAAACUAAACUUGUUAAACAAGUAUCGCUUCACUGCAAAUGCAAUUCAACUACAAAAAUUGCAUUUCUGACUGACUGGGUUAUAUUUUUUAUUUUAUACAAUGGGCUAAAGUGGGAGGUCAGAGCUCCAUCAGAACUCUGAGAAUUUGGGUAGCUUCGCUUUCUCAGAAUUCUCCGAGUUUGUACGGUGUUGACAUGGAGUUUCCGACUUAUAUUGCCAGUCUGCCUGAUUAGCAUGUGAACACAACAUGUUUGUGACGCCCAGAGUUCAAACAGAUGGUCUGAGCAACUUCCUCCUUUCAAUCUCUUAGUCUUGGUUCUCUUUUGGUCUUUAAAAAAAGUGUUAGUGUUUAACCAGAUAAUAUCACCUUUCAUUAAACCAUAUUCAAAAACAUUUGCAAUGCUUUCUUCCAUUUAUAUUAGAUUUAAAAAAAACAAUCAAAAUUGGCAGAGCACAAGAAAAUGUCGGAGCUGUAUUGCUGUGAACUCGCACCAUGAAGCAUCUCUGUUCAGGUUUGGACUCCAAUGGGUGGAGUGUAGUGGAGACUCGCUGCGUGCUGUGUACAGAGACUGUCUCUGCGUGGCUGGCUAAUGGAGUUACUCCUUUAGCGCGCUCUUCAUGAUCACUUCUGAGCCACCAGCAGCUACCACAUCACAUGUCCUUCGAGCUGAGAAGCUUCAUGGUGCAAGUCCACGACAAUUGCUGUGUGCCGUCUGCCGGAUAUUUUUGCGUUUUUCCCACUCUGCCCUGCUCUUUGUCCACUGGGGACCUGCACCUCUGCCUCAUAACCAUCUGCUUGUUUGAUUAUUCCAAUGUGUGUUCCUCCUGAAUUGUUGCACAUUUCUGUUCAAAUCUUUUUAACUGUCAGGGGAUGGUUUCUGUACAGAUUUGUAAUAUUCUUAACGUUUGUUUUUUUUUUUUUAUUAUUAUUAUUAUUUUGGUGUUGCAGCUGUACCAAAUUAAUGUAAUUCCCGUUUUGAUUUACAUUUUUUUAAAUCUUUGUCUAAUUGAGUAAUAUGUCACUCUUGCACUUGAUUUUUAAAUGCUAUUUAAUAUUUCUGUGUGGCUUUUCGCGUGCUAAUAUAUAAUCCCAAAAUGGCCUGCUGUGGCUGACCAUAACCCUGUACUGAAUUACAGCAGGUUCAAAAAAUAAAUGAAUGGAUGGAUGUUUUUGCAAUGUUUAUAGCUUUAUUUAUUUUCUUGUGUUAUGUGGUGGUGCCUGCUUUUGUUUUGUUUUGUUUUGUUUUUUUUUUGUUUAUUUUGUUUCUUGCAGUGGCUAACCCUAGUUAUGCGGAUUCUACCUUUUUAUACUGUACCAUUUGCUGAUCACUGUGGAGCAAUUCUUUACUACUUCAUAUUGUAUUUUGGAUGGACAAAAUCUAUUCCAGGGUAGGACUUGACAUGCUUGUAACUGUAAUUAAUGCUGUUCACAUGUUGGUUUUGUUUGUUUCUAUUUAUUUUAAUUGAUUUUAAAUUUGUUAAGCCCUUAUAAACUGUUUACUUGUAUGUGUUUAGGGUGUUUUUUUUUUUUUUUUUAACCAAUCAUUGUCAGGAAUUCUCAAACCCCUGUGAGUGUACAUGUUGAACAAUGAAGGUUCAUGGAUCUCGUCUCGUCUAGUGAUUUCAUACUUUUUCAAAAGGCAAGUAAUCAAAUGUGAUGACCGUUAUGAUUAAUGAUCUUUAACGAAGUGUCAUUUCACGACUUUGCACGUGAACCCCUAAAAUUCAAACCAAAUGUACGAGAUCUCCCAGCCGCCACGCCAGUGUCCUUCACUUUCCGCUGUGUCUCAUUCGGGUUGAUGUAUUAAAAGACAGGACGAUGCUUUGAAACAUUCCUGAAACUGCACACAUGUGCAUUGUCGCUGAAUAAUCUUUUAUGUUUAUUGCAAUUUUUUAUUAGAAAGUGAGAUAUCAAUUUUCGUGUUAAUCCUAAUGAUAAAAGCCAUGCCGUCUUUCCUCUCUUCUAUGUCACAGAGCAGUAGCCCUUGAACUGUCGUAUUUUGCAUUUACAUUUGUCCUGCUUUAAUAUCGAAAAGAAUCAAUGUUUAGUUAGUUGCCAUUAGACUGCCUGUAGUUUUGAGACAUUUUGUUUAAACUUCCCCAGCUGAGGAAAGGCUAAAGGCCCCUUUAUACUUCGCAUAACUGUGAAGAUCGGUGUGACAAUAACUUUCGUCAGUUGUCCUUUCGAGUGUGCCUCCAGAUUUUGUUGUCCUGUUUGUGUCAACGGACAACAAAACGUGGACAUGCGUGAAGCGAUUCUGCAUUGGCGCAGUGCCACACACACACACACACACACACACACACACACGAUUGGCCUGUAAACAGCGGGUGGCCUGUCACGUUGUGGAAUGUAAACUUAGGGAUGCUCCGAUCAGGAUUUUUUGAAGGGCCGAUUUGUUGAUCACCAGUUUCAUUUUACUAGAAUUGGAAGAUACCGAUUUGUUGUAUUUUAUUUAUUUUUACACUAAACUCCUGCAUAUCCAGCCAGGCAGAACCUUAUGUUGUACAUUAAGUGGUAUUGUCGCAGUUCACUUGCAGACCACUUGAACAAGGCCUACUAAGUGACCACAAAAUAUGCUAGAAUCUUUUACUGGGAUUUUAUUUUUUUCUUAAACUAAUGUACACCAAAUUUUGAUCCAUAAAACAUGUCAUAAUAAAUAAAAUGCUUGUCAUAAUUAUAAGUUCUAAUAAAAUGUUAUGUUUAUUAAGGAGAUACAAGACUAACGUGCUCCACAAGUUUGCCCCCAAAAAUACAGAAAUGUGGCCGUUAUGUUAACAGGCCUGCGGUUUGCUAAGCAACAAGGAGAAAUUCUCCUUUAUUCUUUUUCUAAUUAAAAAUGUUGGCCACUGUAGUAAACACAAGCUCACUUUCCGUCCUCACUCGGACAAUUACGGGAUAAAACACAAAGGUCUUAACACAUUCAAGGAGUCUCUCGCUCGUUUCGGACGGAGACCCAACUACCAGGUUGCCGAUGACUCCUCGGUUUAUUCCACUUUCUUUCAUAUAAAAGCCAAUAUUCCUGAAGUUUGAUUGUCCGCUUUAUGUCUACUAGAAGUUUCCGACAGAUAAAUAGUACAUGCAGAUCGUACCUAAAUUAUUAUAAAACUUAGAAGAGCAGGCACAGUCUUUCAAAUCGGUUACUUUACCGAACACUACGUCACACAUGGGGAUAAUUGGCCGAUUUUAGGUUAGCAGCUGACCAAUCGGAGAAUCACUAGCGGAACGUGUUCAGUUUAUGCUAAACGCGCAGAUCCGACGGUUCAAAGUUCAGACCCUCACUAAUACACCAGUCCUUGUGGACCGGAAUGGACGAGAAACUCCAAUUUCAAACUUCUUUACCGAUUUUUGUUUACAUUUUUAUAUUCUGCUCUUCGUUACUGUUAAUCGUAGUCGAUUCGUGUUUAAGGAAAAUGCAGCAGUGUGGAUACAAGUGCAAAUAGUUAGAUGGCACAUUUGAGGAAUCUUAUUUUAAUGUUAAGAACUUUGUAAUCCUUAGACAAUAAAAUCAACAAUUGCAAUACACCUGAAAAAUAACUUAAAAUAAGUUUAUAUAUAUAUAUCAUAUACCUGAUUUUAGGCCUGAAGUGACUGAUCUCGAAUCCUGAAAUUCAAACAAACAAACGUGGAGACGAAUCCCUCAGAGGACUGACACGCUGGCCGCUUUGUGUUGUCGGCCGUGAUCUGCUCUCCUGUAGUCUGACUUGUGUGGACCAGGCAGGUCAAUGCUAGUGUGUAGACCCCCAACUUGUUGAUUAUAGUUGUGUAAAUCCAAUUUUUAAUGUUUUAAUUCUGAAAACAUUCUAAUUUUACACUAGGUGCAUACGUGUUUAGCAUUUUAUUGUUAGUUUUGUGUUAAGUUUUCAGCUUUAUUAUUUCAUUUUUUUUGUUAAAUCAAGCACAUAUUUUAUAACGUUGUGUAAUGUUUGUGGGGCACCAGUUUUUGUUUGAAUGCAGUGAAUUUAUUGAAGUGCUACAAUAAUUGUAAGAUUCUCCCUUUAUUGUAUGUGAAUGUGUAAUUUAAUCUGUAUAGAGGAAAAAAAAAAAAUCUAAAUCUUUGUGUUAAUUUUAUUUACCCAAAUGUCGUGGGAGGAUUUGUAUGUGUCUGUAUAUCUACACGCUAAUAAUGUCCGUCUCUGUCAGUAUGCACACACAUACAAAGACCCCACCACCCUGACGUCGUCGUCCUUCUUCUUCUUCUUCUUCUUGUAUGUUUGGGUUUUGGGGGAGUAGGGUGGGUUUGUUUUUUGUUUUUUUGUUUUUUUUCCUUUGUCUACACCAAUGCUUUAUUCCAUCUCUCUUGAUUUGUGUAUAUCAGAUAAAUUAUUAAAUAUUUCUUGUUUCAACUAUAUGCAGUAAAAUGAUUUAAAAAAAAAAAAAAAAUUUCCCUUGACACUACACACAUGUAGUGGAUUUUCCAGCUGUAUUUUUUUAAACAGUAGAAACGUAUUUUUGGGUGACAAUGCUGUCAUGUACAGUAAUGCAACUGGGUUGUAGUCUUCUGAAAAACGCGACUUGAGUUGGGUUACUCCUCCUAAUUCUGGGAUUUUAGAAAUCCCGCCUCCUUGUUUCUGUUUUAAGUUGUAAUACUACUGUUCUGUAUAAUACAUUGAAAAAAACACAAUAAACUUUGAUAUUGCUAA
Messenger RNA from Erpetoichthys calabaricus (reedfish), 9501 nucleotides. It is a transcript of the gene zbtb10, whose product is annotated as zinc finger and BTB domain containing 10. The transcript is spliced from 6 exons. Gene Ontology annotation, biological process: regulation of transcription by RNA polymerase II. Lineage: Eukaryota; Metazoa; Chordata; Cladistia; Polypteriformes; Polypteridae. The coding region runs from base 835 to 3096 and encodes 753 amino acids. Gene Ontology annotation, molecular function: RNA polymerase II cis-regulatory region sequence-specific DNA binding; protein binding; DNA-binding transcription factor activity, RNA polymerase II-specific. The record is from RefSeq and is a predicted model, not a curated record.